UGUCUUUCCGCUCGUCUCUUUGAAUUGUCAAUUUAGCUCGAAUUUAUAGCCACAAUUUGUUUUAUUUAUCAGUCUUUUUUGCGCGAAAAGUAUGAGCGGCACAAACACAACAGGCGGCCGGAGCAAAGCCGAGACAGCCGAGCUGAUCGCGCUGUGGGCCACCCACGAACUGGGAUUCAGAAAGGCAUCCACACUGCCCAAAGCAUUUAUUGCGCUUUACAAUGAUCUCAAAAGUGCGAGCGCCAAGGAGCAGAAGGUGGUAUCAGAAAUCCAGGGUAUGGAGCUUGAAAACCUUGGCUGCAUACAAGCAAUUGACGAGCUCGAGGCGAAGCGCAGUGCGACUGAGAGCAGAAUUCGUGAAUUGCGACUACAGAUUCUCGUCAAGCAGGAGAUGGCGGAAAAAGUGCGCCGUUUGUCUAAGCGCAUGAGAAUACUAAUCCGGGAGAUGGCUGUAGCUAGUGACAUCCGCGAUCAUUUAUACGAGCUGAUUCGUAAAGCUCAGUAUUCUUUGGCGAACGAGGGCGCCGGAUCUAGCUCGAUUCAUGAAGUUGUGGCAGACAGUACGCUCGAGCAGCGCCAGACUAUGGUGGCCAACGUGAUAAGCGACAUAAAGAAUUUGGAGGACAUACACGUACGAGCUCGAGCCUCACUUGACGCAAGGAAGUCGGAGCUAGUUGAAAAGCUGGAAAGUGUAGUUGGUAUGCUGAAUAUGGAUGCCGCAUCGGAUGGGGCCGAGGCAUGCGAUUUCAAGGGUGCAAUUGUACAUCUUUCACAGGUUAGAGGCAAAAUUAACGUUACCCGAAACUGCGCACUUUGGGUAUAUGAAGAUCACAAUAAGUUGGAGCUGAUUGCUGAUCAAAUAAAGGAGAUCCGGAGUUUGUUGCUCGCAACUCAAAAUGUUGCUUCCAAGGCACUCGCGUCAUUUGAAGCUGAUGUGGUUCCGGCAUUUGAGAGCUUACAGCGGUCGUUACGCUAUGUCAGCACGCGAGAUGCUUGGAAUUCAGUCAGCCUCUGGCACUUACAGAACAUCCAGGUCGAUUCAAGCAAUGGCAGUGGCAAGGAGUACAGGCCUGCGGACAAGCUGGUGACUCGCAGCAGCCAUACUGAGGCGCUCCGCAAGCAGCUUAUUGGAGACAUUGCCCAUGCUUCCGUCGGAAAGUCGGGAUAUGCUCAUGAGACUGUCGUGGCAGAAUUAGCCAAGCAAGUGCAAAUAAACGGCGAGCUUGCAGUGAGCUGCCAUCGAAUCGAGCAGUUACACCGCGAUAGCACCAACAAACCAGUGCAUGUAGGUGAAAAAAAUUUGAUUGAGGCGGCGGUUGACGGCCUGUGUCAGCAAGCCCAGAGCAAAGAGACCGAGGCCAAGAAAAGUUUGGAUAUAGUCGGUGCGUCGGCAGCCAUGGAGGAUGUCAUCGUGCAGCUUUCGGAGACAAGUGGUCGUCUGUUUACCGAUUCGUUUGCUCCUUGGCACGAGCGCAGCGGUGUUAGCUAUGCAGAAUAUCUGAAGCAGCUCAAGAUAGCUCGUGCGAGCGAGUGAGUGGGGCCAUACACAGAUAGAUACUUUGAAUUUUACGAUUAGUGUUCUUAGAUGUUAGUUGCCAAAUAUACCCAACAGCACAUAACAACACACAUAUUUACAGUACAUAACACUGUCAUUUCAUUUUAAUUUUUAUAGUAGCAAUACUUUUAGUCAUUAC
Messenger RNA from Kickxella alabastrina, 1694 nucleotides. RefSeq lists its product as uncharacterized. The transcript has 16 exons. Lineage: Eukaryota; Fungi; Kickxellomycota; Kickxellomycetes; Kickxellales; Kickxellaceae. The coding region runs from base 92 to 1534 and encodes 480 amino acids. The record is from RefSeq and is a predicted model, not a curated record.